Messenger RNA from Elgaria multicarinata webbii, 2623 nucleotides. RefSeq names its product SLIT and NTRK like family member 2 (gene SLITRK2). The transcript has a single exon. Gene Ontology annotation, cellular component: membrane; glutamatergic synapse. Gene Ontology annotation, biological process: positive regulation of synapse assembly; axonogenesis; regulation of presynapse assembly. NCBI's taxonomy places the organism in Eukaryota, Metazoa, Chordata, Lepidosauria, Squamata, Anguidae. Gene Ontology annotation, molecular function: protein binding. The record is from RefSeq and is a predicted model, not a curated record. Bases 50 to 2623 code for a protein of 857 amino acids.
UUCAAGGUUUGACUGCAGGCACCAAAGCUGGGCUCGACGGAGCAUAAAGAUGCUGAAGGGGGUUUGGCUGCUCAGUGUCUUCACCGUGGCUGGGAUCUCGCCGACAGAGAGCCGCAAACCUUCCAAAGACAUUUGCAGCAAGAGCCGCUGCCCUUGUGAAGAGAAAGAGAAUGUGCUGAAUAUUAAUUGUGAAAACAAGGGAUUUACCACCGUCAGCCUUCUGUUGCCUCCACCGUCCAAGAUCUAUCAGCUCUUCCUCAACAACAAUGCCUUCACCCGCCUCUAUCCCAAUGAGUUUGUCAACUACUCCAACGCCGUGACCCUGCACCUGGGCAACAACGACAUGCAAGAGAUUCGAACCGGGGCCUUUGUAGGCCUUCGGACCCUAAAGAGGUUGCACCUCAACAACAACAAGUUGGAAGUCCUGCGGGAGGACACUUUCCUCGGCUUGGAGAGUUUGGAGUACUUGCAAGCUGACUACAACUACAUCAGUGCUAUCGAAGCUGGGGCUUUCAGCAAGCUGAAUAAGCUGAAAGUGUUGAUCCUCAAUGACAACCUCCUUUUGUCGCUGCCUAGCAAUGUGUUCCGUUUCGUUCUGCUCACUCACCUGGACCUCAGAGGGAACCGGCUGAAGAUGAUGCCUUUUGCUGGUGUCCUGGAGCACAUUGGAGGCAUCAUGGAGAUCCAACUGGAGGAGAAUCCCUGGAACUGUACCUGUGACCUGCUGCCUCUCAAAGCUUGGCUGGACACCAUCACUGUCUUCGUUGGGGAGAUUGUGUGUGAGACCCCGUUCAGGUUGCACGGGAAAGAUGUGACCCAACUCACCAGGCAGGACCUCUGCCCUCGGAAAAGUGCGGGUGACUCUAACCAGAGGGAGAAGCACCCUUCCCACUCCGACACGCACAUCCAGAGGUUUACACCAACAGUGAACUCUGCUGUCGGUGCUACCCGGGCCCCGAAAGCCAGCCGCCCACCCAAAACAAGGAACCGCCCAACCCCAAGGGUCACCGUGUCUAAAGACAGGCAGAUUUUUGGGCCAAUCAUGGUUUACCAGACCAAGUCUCCAGUGCCACUCACUUGCCCAGUGGGCUGCGUCUGCACUUCUCAAAGUUCUGACAACGGGUUGAAUGUCAACUGCCAGGAGAAAAAAAUCGGCAACAUCUCUGACCUACACCCCAGGCCCACCAGUCCAAAGAAACUCUAUCUGACAAGCAAUUACUUGCAAACAGUCUACAAAACAGAUCUCUUGGAAUACAGCUCACUGGAUUUGUUGCAUUUGGGAAACAACAGGAUUGCCGUGAUCCAAGAAGGUGCCUUCUCUAACCUCACCACUUUGCGACGACUCUAUCUCAAUGGCAAUUACCUUGAGGUCCUGUACCCUUCCAUGUUCGAAGGGCUGCACAGCUUGCAGUACCUCUACUUAGAAUAUAAUGUGAUUAAGGAUAUCCUGCCACACACCUUUGAUGCACUGGGUAACCUUCACCUGUUAUUUCUGAACAACAACCUGCUUCGGUCUCUGCCGGACAAUGUGUUUGGGGGCACCACCCUGACCAGACUCAACCUGAGGAACAACCAUUUCUCAUACUUGCCUGUGCGAGGGGUCCUUGAGCAACUUUCAGCUCUCAUUCAGAUUGACCUCCAAGAAAACCCUUGGGAUUGUACUUGUGACAUCAUGGGGCUGAGGAACUGGAUAGAGCGAGUGACGGAGCAAAACAACCAGCAGUCCGGGGCCCCUGUCGUUCUCAAUGAAGUGAUCUGUGAUUCUCCAGCCAAGCACGCUGGAGAGAAUCUCAAGACCCUGAGCAAAGAGGCCAUCUGCCCUGAGAAUCCCAACCUGUUCGAUUCUUCUUUCUUAUCGCCAAAGCUGAACACAGACGUCCCGCAAACCUUCAGUAUCUUCCCCAGCUCGUAUCCCGAAAUACGCACCGAAGUCCCCCUCUCUGUCUUAAUUUUGGGCCUUCUGGUCGUGUUUAUUUUGUCCGUCUGCUUUGGGGCCGGCCUCUUUGUCUUUGUCCUCAAGCGUCGCAAGGGCAUGCCAAGCGUGUCCAGCGGUGCCAACAACCUCGACGUCAGCUCCUUCCAGUUGCAGUAUGGGUGCUACAACAGCGAGGCGCACGACAAAGCUGAAGGGCAUGUGUAUAAUUACAUCCCGCCUCCUGUUGGCCAGAUGUGCCAGAAUCCCAUCUACAUGCAGAAAGAAGGAGACCCCGUGGCUUACUACAGGAAUCUCCAGGAGUACAGCUAUAGCAAUCUUGAGCCGAAGAAGGACGAACCUGCUAGCCUGGCCUUUACAAUUACUGCGGCAGAGAUGCUGGAGAAGCAGGCCUUUGCGAGGGAGCCGGAGCUGUUGUAUCAGAACAUUGUGGAGAGGGUGAAGGAGCUGCCCAGUGGAAGCCUUGUCCAUUACAACUUUUGCACCCUUCCCAAAAGACAGUUCGCUCCUUCCUACGAGUCGAGGCGACAAAACCAGGACAGGAUAAAUAAAACGGUUUUGUACGGGACACCGCGGAAAUAUUUUACAGAACAAUCCAAACCUGAGCUUCCUUUAUUGCAAGGGAAAUUACAGACUGAACCAGACUACCUCGAAGUUCUGGAAAAGCAAACUGCCAUUAGCCAGCUGUGA